CACAUCGCACCAAAUCUUGCUCUCUUGUUUUCUCGCUUCCUUCCUCCAGUCGAUUCGAUUCAAUCCCCUCCAACCUCUUUCCUGGAAUGGGGGGCGGAGGAGGCAAAUCGAGAGGCAGGCGCGGAGCGAAUGCCUCCCCGAAUCCACCGGUCCUGUCGUCCAGGGAGGAUCUCGACCGUGCCCUCCGGGACGCCGCUGCGAAGGCCUCCGAGAGCGACAAGAAGAAAGGAUCCCUAGUCGUCCUCGAGUUCACCGCGGAAUGGUGCACCGUGUGCCAGAAGAUAGCGCCCUUUUGGCGGGGACUUGGCUCCGAUGCCAAGGUAGUGUCCGCCGAUCGCUUGGUCGCGCUCUACACGAUCGAUGUGGACGCCUCGCCGGACCUGACCAAUUCGUUCGGAGCGUCCGGGUUGCCGCUGUUUGUUUUUUUGGUAGACGGCAAAAAGGUAGACUCUCUGGUCGGGGCGCAACAAACGGCACUGAGGAAGAUGGUGCUCAAGCACGCAUCGUCCUCCAACAAAUAGCUGAACCGAGCAACGCAGAGGACGAACCAAAGACAACUCUCGGAUUUAGUGUUAAAGUUCUAUGGCAUCUUAUGUAGCCAGUCAUCUGUGACGAAAAGCCUUGUUGCUUGGCUUUCUCUGCCAUCGGCUCAGCUACUACGAAUAGAGGUGUUGCACACUUCUGGCCGCUCUGCGUUUCGAGACCCAGUGGAACACGGAGUCGUUAAACUGGUACGUGCACUAUUUUUGCGUUUGAGCACUGAUGUCUCGAUAGGGGUUUCCCUUUUCUUGUUGUUGUUGCUGCUGCUAUUGCCGUUGCCCACGAAGUGGCAUUCUCCCAAUCUAAGCCUCGUCCGAUGCAUCUCCAUGGUCGGUUCGCGGUACACAACCUGGGAGCAGAGUGAGAUUUUCCGAUCCAACAACUUGGCAGGUCUUCGCCCAUAGCCUGCUGAGCAUAGUACCCGGUGUAUAUUUUCGUUGUCGUCUUGCUGGCCGUUGUGAUGCAUUCGCCCUCGGCUCUCUCGUCUCGUUCGUUGGAAUGAGAAGGUGCAAACCAAAUCGCUCUUGCUCACUUCCCAUCAUCUGCGCAUUCGUACCAUUCGACCACUAUUGAUACACAUUUUGCCUUUCUCUAUAUGGAAAUGACAACAAUGAAACUCCGUGGGCAGAGCACAGCCAUGAACACACAACUCAACACGGCCGAAUAAAAGAGCGAUAGCAUU
Pseudo-nitzschia multistriata is the source of this 1222-nucleotide messenger RNA. The record is from the annotation of a GenBank genome assembly. NCBI's taxonomy places the organism in Eukaryota, Bacillariophyta, Bacillariophyceae, Bacillariales, Bacillariaceae.